Malus domestica (apple) is the source of this 2668-nucleotide messenger RNA. The record is from RefSeq and is a predicted model, not a curated record. NCBI's taxonomy places the organism in Eukaryota, Viridiplantae, Streptophyta, Magnoliopsida, Rosales, Rosaceae.
GCAAAACAAAAAGGAGUAUAGCAAAUAUCGAAUAACCCGGCGUCGUUUCAGACUCCAGAGGAAGGAGGAAGGAGAGGGACCGAGAGCACUUGGGCCUCAGCAAAAGUUGCCGGAAGAAGAGAGAGAAAGAGAGCGACGUCCAUCCGCUGCUGCUCCGCAGGGGAUGUAAAAAACUGAGCAACAGCAUAAUGAGUAACGUUGAACCUUUUGACGGACAGAUAUUGGCUGACAAGCUUUCAAAACUCAACGGUUCACAACAAUGCAUUGAAUCUUUAUCUCGUUGGUGUAUUUCUCACCGAAAGAAAGCAAGGCAGAUUGUUGAAACGUGGGAUAAAUGCUUUAAUUCUGCCCAGAAAGAUCAGCGCGUGGCUUGUCUAUAUUUGGCUAAUGACAUAUUGCAAAACAGUAGGCGAAAGGGCAGUGAAUUUGUGAAUGAAUUCUGGAAGUUCCUUCCUGCAGCUCUUAAGCAUGUUUAUGAAAAUGGUGAUCAACAUGGAAAGAAAGCUGCCACAAGACUGGUUGACAUAUGGGAAGAAAGAAAGGUUUUUGGGUCUCGAGGGCAUAGUCUUAAAGAUGAUAUGAUGGGAAGGAAUCCUCCUGCUCCACCUGCUCCACCUGCAAGCAAUGGAAAGAGUUCAAAUCCUAUCAAGAUAGUGAAGAGGGAUGCACACUCAGUUAGACUUAAAUUGGCUGUUGGAGGUCUGCCAGAAAAAAUACUUACUGCAUUUCAACCUGUUCUUGAUGAACAUCUUACGGAAGAAGCUGCUUUACACAAGUGUAAUGCUGCUGUACUUUAUGUGGGUAAAAUUGAUGAAGAUGUUGAAAACACCUUGAUUCAUGGAACUCAGCAGGGAUCCACAUUGUUGGAUGAUUUGAAAGAGCAAGAAGAUGCACUUAAUCAAUCUGUUGGGCAACUUGAGAGCUCGGAGGCAACAAGAUCUGCCUUGGUUUCGCAACUUAAAGAAGCACUUCAGGAUCAAGAAGCAAAGCUGGAAGUUGUUCGCACUCAAUUGCAGGUUGCUCGACAUCAGAUUGAGAGAGUAAGUAAUAUUAAAAGGAGACUGAGUUUGUCCCCGGUUCUGAACCCCGAAAGCAAUGUUGUUAACAUGACACCUGAAUCUACCAGGGGGUUAGAACCAAAUUUACCGUUAGUCCAACAAACUGGCCUCCUACCACAGCCUCCAACGCAGCCUAUGGUUUCUUUUGCCCCUGUAAAAACUACCGAUGAAGAGAACAAGAAAGCAGCAGCAGCAGCUGUGGCUGCUAAGCUUGCUGCAUCUACAUCUUCUGCACAGAUGUUAACGUCUGUUCUUUCAUCUCUUGUUGCUGAAGAAGCUGCCUCUAUGACUGGUAGCCUGAAAUCAGCUGGUUUUACAUCAGGAUUAUCAAUGUUUCCUCCAGAAAAAUGGCCCAAGCUUGAGAAACAAAUGUCUGAUGUUAACAAUCCUGAUGGUGGCAAUGCAGCCUUUUUUACGCCUCUCCAACAGCAGGCAAUGACCAGUGUUCCAAUUGCGUCAUCAGCAGCCAUGCAGCCUAUGUCCCACAGUAACCAGAUGCAAAGUCCUUUUAGUCCGCUGCCACCACCUCCGGCACCAUCACCACCUACUGCAACUACACCAGCGAAUCAGUAUGUCCAAUCUUCUGGUCUUAUGGUGGGUGGAAUUCCUUACGGAUAUGGAUCAAAUACCUUGCCGCCUCCACCCCCUAUACCUCCACAUAUCUCAAUGAGUAUGUCAAGGCCCAGUCAGCCGCAACAGCAGUCGCAGCCUCAGCAGCAGCAGCAGUUGCAGCCGGCUGCUGGGGGUUAUUAUCGGCCACUGGGUAUGGGGUUCUACGGGCAAAGUAAUCAGUCAAAUACGCAGCCAGUAGUACCUCGACAGUAAGUUCUGUUUACUUUACCUAGUCAGAAUCUCCUAUCCUGGAUCGUGGGCAAAACCAGCGAAGGUACCCACAACUGUUGGUGACAAUAUAGUCUUGGAAAUCUAUGGAGCCGGUGUAACUUCUCAGAGGCAUCGUGUUGUUAUGUAAAUUAGUAGAGAAUAGCGUCUGUCCUCCAACACCUAGGUCCAUCUCCCCCUUGCCAAUUUAUGCAGAGUCCUUUGAUGUGUCGUAGAACGUAAAUUUCGCGGUAGCUAUGUUUCAAUUUGACAUGAAGUGCCUAACUUGAAUGUACCUGUGCAAACUUCUCUGGCGUUGUAAACAGCGUGUGGGGCAUAUUACUAAAUUUGUACUUUAAAUGUUUGAUGUGCUUUCCCUUGUUAGUGUCUCUUCAGCUGCCUCCGAGAGGCUGUGUCCCGGUCGACGUUCAGACGAGGAGUAUUCUCGGAUGCAGAGCUGUUGGAAGAUCGUUUCGUCGACUCGCCUCACUAGUGGGAUGAUGCUUUGUUGGUUAGAAUUGUGCUUUAAAUAGUAGUUAUAAAUUAUAGUGAUAGUCAAACUAUAUGAUUAUAUGCGUUAAGCCGUAGCUCGGUUUUGUGCCAUGUCUUCCAUGAGCUGCAAGUGCUUUAUAUCUCUUUUUGAAGUCUCUUUUUUGAGUCUUUCUAGGUCUUUUUCUACCUUCUUUGCCGUGAGCCUCCAUCUCAUAGUUACACCUUCUAAUUGGAGCAUUUAUAGGUCUUUGGUUCAUGUGUUCAAACCAUCUUAAUUGAUUAUCUGAUCUUAUCUUCAA